Molecule: messenger RNA, 4278 nt
Organism: Bombus terrestris (buff-tailed bumblebee)
Lineage: Eukaryota; Metazoa; Arthropoda; Insecta; Hymenoptera; Apidae
Product: RRP12-like protein
Exons: 23
Coding region: 138-4028 (1296 amino acids)
Source: RefSeq, a predicted model, not a curated record
GCGUUGCGACAAUACUUGCAGCACAUGCAGUAUGUAUUUAACCUCUUUCUAUCGUUGUGAAUACGAGAGAGAAAUAUCUGUCUUGAUAAAUUUCGUACCUUUUAAGUAUAUAUUACUUAAAAAUUAGACAGGAGAAGAUGGGUAAAUUGGGACCGCGUUUAAGUAGCCGGAAAAAGGCGAAACGUUGGCCGAAGGGUCAGAGCUCCAGUUCUAAUCCACAAACUAAAAAGCAUCGGGAACAGGCAUCCUGGAUAUUCUUUAAAGAUUCAACAGCCUCUGCGAAGCCUGGUAUAACAAAGGAAGAUUUAAAAAAACACAAUGCUAUUCAAGGGAUUGAACCACAGGUAGAAACACUUGAUAGCGAAGGUAACUCUUGGGAAACAUGCACAGAAAAUACUGCUGAUACCUUUGCUACCAAUUAUAGUAAUUGUUCAAAUAUAUCAUUUAGUAGGUUUUUAAAUCAUUUUCAAUCGAAAUCACUGUUGCAUAAGGAAAUGUUAGCUGUGUUGUCUGCUGUAACGGAGAUUAUAAAACAGCAUGGUGGUAAUGAAUCUAGCACAGAAUAUUUUGCUGCAUUGAUGAGUACUUUGGAAGCGAUUGAAUCGGAUACAUCAAUCGCAGCUACACUCUCUUUAUUAGGCAUGGGCCUAAAAACUGUCCCAAAAAAUGUUUUAAAUAUCCAAUUUGGAGCUGCAAGUAGAAUUUUCUUAAAUAUCCUAGUUAAAUAUGCAUCGUCGGAAGAGUACCUAAUACUUCGACAUUGUAUUCAUUGUUUAUCUGUGCUCCUUCGAGCACAAGAAGCAGCCACAUGGUCUAGUUCAUCUACAAUGCAAGUGUUGGAUGUUAUUUUGUCAUUUACUAUACACUAUAAACCAAAAUUAAGAAAAUCAGCACAACAUGGAAUAUGUGCUAUAUUAAACGGAAGUGAUAUCAUGAAAAGUGAAAACCCAUCGCAAUAUCAUCCAGCUACUCCAUACAUCGCAAAAUUCUGUAUUGGUCAACUUGAUUCCAAGUCCGAUGGUAUUACAAAUGUUCUCCAUGUCCUUACACUACUAAAAGACAUUUUCCAUCAUUUACCAAAGAUUCAUGUGAAGACUAUCAGUGAAUCUUUAUUGAAGCUUAUGACUAUGAAAAAUGUGUUAGUAACUUCAUGUUGUCUACAAACCUUUCAUGGUUUGUUCGUUUCUCGACCAUCAGAAGCUAUUCUACCAGUACAAAGAAAUGGGCAAAUCAUUACUGCCUUAUAUGAUUACCAACCUCCAGCAACUGAUACACAACCAACUUUAGCGUGGCUAACUGUAAUGCAAGAAGCAUAUUUGAAUUUAGCCCACAAUUCAUUAAAUUUAUGCGCAGUUCUGUUACCAAGAAUUUUAGACAGAUGCAUGCAAUUGUGGCUUUCGGACAAAUCAGAAGUUAUAUCUGGUUCUUCGCACACGAUAAAAAUUUUAUUACAAGACUGUGUCGGUAAAAUAUGUGAAACCGAAGAAUCAAUGAAAACAUAUAAGGACACUAUCAAUCAGAUAACUUUUAUGAUCCAUCAAGCAUUAGGUUAUCAGUAUUUGGAAGCUUGGUAUCAUAUUCUUCAUUUAAUAGCCCUACUGUUUCAGGUAACUGGUAAAGCGAGAAGUCCGCAAUUAAUAGAGAUAUUAAAAACUCUAGCUGAGUUACGUGAUUCUUACAAUUUUGCAUCGAAAAAUGACGCUGAGUACGCUAUUGGAGCUGCGAUAAGAGUACUAGGACCGGAGACAAUAUUAAAUUUGAUUCCAUUGAAGGUAUCGGACAAUGCGAUUAAUUUAAAAAGAACUUGGCUACUACCAUUACUGAAAGAUUGCGUGCUAGGUGGAUCACUUACUUUCUUCAUGGAAAUAUUACUACCUAUCGUUGCAUUGUGCGAAAAAAAAGCAACCGAACCUGUAGGCGGCAAAACUUACGAAUUUCUCGUUUGCCAAAUCUGGGCUAUUUUACCAAGUAUAUGCAACAACGCUACUGAUGUGAAAGAUAAUUUCAAGAAUAUAGCUAGACUGUUAGGAACAAAUUUAAAUGAGAGAAAGAAUUUAAGGAUGUCGAUAAUGUCUGCCUUACGAAGAUUAAUAACGAAAGCAGUCGAAGACGACAAAAAAGAAGAUAUACACGAACUAGCUAGAUUUGCAAAGAAUUAUUUACCAUUGUUUUUAAAUCUAUACACUACUAAGCCACUUGGAACUGACGAAGAAGGACAACGCUUUGCUACAUAUGAUACAAUAAGGGUGUAUCUUACAAUUACGGAUAAGGAAUUGGUACACGAAUUAUUCGAUCGUGCGUUAUUUAAGUUAAAAGAACCUGAUAUCGACGAUUUUUUCAAAGAAAGUAUUCACGAUAUAAUAAGAUUAUUUAUUAAUUAUACUGACAUUAACAGAUUAAAGACGUUUUACGAUAUGAGUGUACCUCUUCUUAAAGAAAUUUCUAAAACCAAGGAACAGAAGAAAGCAUAUAGGUUUUUAGAAGAGAUAUGUGGCAGUGAGAAGGAAACAUGUAAAGAGUUUGUAGUUCAAUACAGACGGGAGAUACAAAAAUUAUUAAUAUCCUCAGCUACUGAAGUCGCAAAACCAAGCAGAGGAGCACGAUUAAGAUGCUUAAUUCAUCUGAUCAAAAUUCAUCCACAACUUGAGAAAACUAAAUUCUUAGAAGCCAUUGUGCCCGAAGCAGUAAUCUAUUUAAAAGAUUUAAAUACGAAAUGUCGAACUUCUGCAUAUCAACUUUUAAACACUAUUGCCGAGAAAUUUCUACAAAAUCCUACAAAUCUUAAAGAAUAUGUUAAUAUGCUCAUGGUUGGUUUGAGUGGUGCGAUAGAAAAUAUACAAAAGUAUUGUACCGCAUCCUUGCUGGCACUUUCCUCUAUCACUUAUCAUUACAACGGAUCUUUAGGUAUAGAGACAGUUAAAGAAAUCUUGGGACAAGCUUGUAUUUUUGUUACAAGUCCGACGAGAGAAAUUGCAGAAGCCGCAUUGGCAUAUAUCAAAGUCUAUAUUACUGUGAUACCAUCUCAUAUUGCUGCUUCGAAUUUAAAAUUGUUGAUAGACGGUUUAUGUGCAAUGAACGAUGACUGCCAUAGGCAUUUCAGACAAAAAGUACGAGAUAUUCUAGUAAAGUUAAUAAGAAAAUAUGGAAUGGAAACAAUUUCUGGCAUGAUUCCAGCUUCUAAUGCGAUGUUACAUAAGAGAUUGAAAAAUAUGAAUAAGGCAGAAGAAGCAAAGAAAAAGAAAAAUGAAUUGAGGAAAUUGAAAAAACAAGAAAAUGACGAGGAUACUGAAUUCAGUGCAAAGAGAAAACCUAAAAGUAUGGAAGAAAUAUUGGCGGAUAGCGAUGAUGAGUUCGAUGAAGAUAUGGACAAUGAAGAGUCAAGGAAAAAGAAGAAAAGAACAUCGCGAAAGGAAGCCUGGAUUCAUGAGAAUGAAGAGAUUGUUGAUCUCGUUGAUCCUGCGGCUGCUCGAAAUAUAUCAACAACGCAACCUACAGUCGCUAUAAAUUCAAAAAUAGCAGCUAUAAAACGGAAAGAUCGUGAAUUUAAGACUACAUCUGAUGGUCGUCUUAUUAUCACAGUAGAUAAUGAAAAAGAUAAUGAACCAGAACCCAAGAGAAAGAAGAAAUCUGCACUUUUGUUGCACAGUGAUUCAGAAGACGAUUAUGAAGAUGAUGUUCAGUCUGUAGCUAUGUCGCAAGCAAUGGAUAAAAAACGUAAAUAUAGCGAUAGUUAUGAUAACAUUAGCGUAAGGAGUGGAUCCACAUUGAAGUAUCAAGCAGGAGGGUCUGGAAUACAUCGACCAUUGAAAAAAUCAAGAACGGAAUAUAUACCAGGAGCAGAAUAUAAAGCAUCAAAGGCUGGAGGUGAUGUUAAAAGGAAAGGAAAACCAGAUCCAUAUGCUUAUGUACCUCUGUCAAGAGCAGCAUUAAACAAAAGAAAAAAGAAGAAGAAUGCGAGUAAAUUUCAGAACAUUAUUAAAGGAGCGAAGAAAGGUGCGAAAAUUGGAAUGAAGCAAAGGAAAAACUAAAGUAUAAUAUAGCAUAGAAAUAUUUUCAAAAACUAUGCUUUUGUGGCAUGAGUCUCUAAUUACGAUUAGGUUUCACUGGUUAUAAAUUUGUACAUACAUAAAAUACAUGAUAUAAAGAUGUACAAGAAAUGACACUGAAUUAAAAAUCUGUGAUGAUUUAUAACAUAUGUGGAUUAAUAUAUUAACAGAUAAACACUUGAGAAAUUGAUAUAUUGUUUGAAAAUAAAGUGACUGUCACAGAGCAAGAGAA